AUGGUAGACGAAACGCUUGCUCGAUACGCGUGCUGGAUCAGCAGUCAGGCAGCUCUAGCGUCCGGAAUGGACCAGAAGUUGACUGCUCUCUCACGACGCACAGCGGCGGAGUUCCGGAAGGCAGAAGCAGAGCAUGCCGAUCUGGCGACGCGGAUCGGUCUUCUAGAGGCUUGCUGCUGCAGGGCUGGGCUGAUGACCUCGGAGGUGGACGUCUCGUUUUCCAAGCCGGUGGCAGGACGAGGUGACGAAGCGGGUAGGCACAGCCUCGCUGAGCCACUCGAGCAGCAGUGCCGCGGACUCGUGGAGGCCAGCAGAUUUCUUUCCCAACUUUUGAAAAGUGCCUGCGGCGGCGCCAUGGCAGAGCAAGCGCGUUGCAGCCAUGGAUGCGCUCUCCUCGCACAAUUUUGGGGCGUGGGCCUUUGGGUGUACAUCUUUGUGGACUGCAUAGCAGUGGAGCUGGGGCGUGGACUGCAGCCGUUCAAGCGGAUGGACCUGACGGGCUUGCAGUGGGCUGGCUAUGCAGCAAUCGCGAUUUCUCUCUGGCUGGUGGAAGGCGUGCGAGCCUUUCAGAUGAGCUUCUCCCCCAUGCUCGUCCGAAGGGCACGUGAGCUUCGAGAAGACUCUCCCACCUGGGAGAAGAUCUUGGCACCUUUUUUCGUGGCCGGACUCGUUUCCGCCACGCCCGGCAGGUUAGUCAAGAGCUGGCUGCUGAUUCUGAUCCUCAUCCCGGGUCUGGCAUUGUCCGUUCCACACUUGCCUUAUCCGUGGCGCGAGGCAGUGGAUGCAGGAGUCGUCUUGGGACUGGGCUGGGGUACGGCGGCUGUGGCAUACUUUUGGCUGCGGGGCUGGUUCGGCUCCAGUUGGCCAACGAUCAGUGCAGACCUGCCAGCACAUCGGAUCAAGCCGACCGCAGAGGCCAACCGGGCACCCCUCGCUGAGGGCGCGGUCUAG
Molecule: messenger RNA, 951 nt
Organism: Symbiodinium sp. CCMP2592
Lineage: Eukaryota; Dinophyceae; Suessiales; Symbiodiniaceae
Source: the annotation of a GenBank genome assembly